Molecule: messenger RNA, 1065 nt
Organism: Aspergillus calidoustus
Lineage: Eukaryota; Fungi; Ascomycota; Eurotiomycetes; Eurotiales; Aspergillaceae
Source: the annotation of a GenBank genome assembly
AUGCCCGAUACGCUCUCGAAACCCAAAUACGAAGUCUGCCUCGUUGGCUCCGGUGGCGUCGGCACAAUCGCCUCGCUUGUGCUCACAAAGUCGGCCCUCGCGCGCGUGACUGUCGUGCUGCGAUCGAAAUACAACUACGUCUCGGAACACGGGUGGGAGAUCGAUUCGGUCGACCACGGCAAGAUUUCUCGGUGGAAGCCGUACCGCGUCGUUCGGUCGGCUGUGGAGGCCGCGACAGUCGAACGGACUACAAAUGCGGAGAAUAAAGAUGUUCGUGAUCAUGCGGGGCAGGUAAAGGAGGUGGAAUACGACUACGUCGUCGUCGCGACAAAGGCGCUACCGUCGCUCAACCCAGUCGCCAAAAUGAUUUCGCCUGUCAUAACGCCGGGAAAAACGACUGUCGUCGUAAUCCAGAACGGAAUCGGCAUCGAGCAAGACAUCGUCAAGGCAUACCCAGGAAACGUCGUGAUGAGCAGCGUAAGCCACAUUGGCAGUGAAGUCCAGGAACCAAACGUCGUCGUCCAGGUGGGGAAGGAUGCAUCGAAGAUAGGACCGCAUUUACACGGCGGCGUCGAUGACUCCAUAUCCAUGGCAAAGGCAAGGAGCUUCGUUGAGAUGUAUGUCGCGGGCGGCGCACAUACCUGCGAGCUUGUCUCGGACAUCCAAACUGCGCGCUGGGAGAAACUCCUCUGGAACGGCACGUUCAAUACCGUGUGCGCGCUGAUGCGCAUGGACGUCGGCGAGAUGCAGCGGAGCAAAGGGCGCGAGACGCUGCUUGUCCCGAUGAUGUGGGAGAUUUGGAGGAUUGCCGAGGCGGCCGGGCAUGCGAUGCCGCAGAGUAUUGUGCAGUGGAUGGCAUAUCGGCUACCGGAUGAUUGCGCGUAUCGGCCCAGUAUGUUGCUGGAUUUGGAGAAUGGGCGGCCCAUGGAGGUGGAUGUUAUUCUGGGAAAUGCGCUGGCCAAGGCGAGGGAGGUGGGUGUCGAGACGCCGGUUUUGAGUGUUGUAUAUAAUCUUUUGGUGCUCGAGGAGUGGAAGAUUGGGCAGAGGACAGCAGGCGAGACAUAG